Chara braunii is the source of this 2042-nucleotide messenger RNA. NCBI's taxonomy places the organism in Eukaryota, Viridiplantae, Streptophyta, Charophyceae, Charales, Characeae. The record is from the annotation of a GenBank genome assembly.
UCGUUCACCGAUAUUGUUUACGACCGUCUCUUCUUCCAUAUGUCUAUCCAUGUGUUCGUGUUGUGUAGGGAGUUUAAUGUCGUCGAGUCCUUCGACAAGCAUCGCCAUGACACCCGAGAGGCACAUGCGCUUAGCGAAACCCUUUGCACCUUGUGCGAGAUCGUUGCGGCAUCAUGACGGUCAAACGUGGAUCGACGACGCACCCGAGGACGACUUCGAGGACAACCCAUGGACAACCGUCGUCCCUUACAUGAACCGGCAUCUCGACGAAUGGAACGAAAAUGACUGGAAGGCGAUGGAGCGUUCCUGCCCAUGGGCAAGCCAUUACAAGUUGGCCAACAUGUUGGAGUUCGGGAGCCUCAUUGCACUGCCUGCUGGUGUCCUCCAUCGAAAGACCCUGGACGAUAAGGGUAAACCGGUCCGCUUCCGUACCAGCUUCAGACGUCGCCUCCACUGCGAGUAUAUCACAUCUUCGCCACAAACUUGGGGAAGUUCGCAGAAGCAAGAGUUGGUGGACUGCAGUCGUCAUUGUUCAUUCUUGGAACACUAMCCACCCCGUUGCCCAGGGACUUCUCCACAAGCUCUGUCGUACUGUUGUGUGCGCUUGACGGAUGACGGAUGUCCUUUCGCCAGAGUGCUUUGUGUGGCUUCUUCAAGCAAAAGCGGAAAACUUGUGGAUGCAGUUGUGCUUGUGUCACGCUAUGAGAUGGUGCUUCAGGGAUCCAGGUUCAAGGCGGUCAUGUCUCGCCCAGAUGUAGAUGGGCGAUCAGACUUGGUGAGAGCAGGUCAGUGGGUUCGGUGUCCGAUGGGGAUUUGCAAUGCGCCUGCCACGUUUCAGCGGGCGAUGAACAUGACGUUCCAGAACUUCGUCAACAAGACACGGCUGACGCAAGGGAUGAUCAACUUCUGCGUGAUCGUGUACAUGGACGAUAUCCUGGUCUAUUUGGAGACUUAUCAUGGGCACUCGCAAUACAUCGACUGGACAUUGGGCGCACUUAGAGACGCUGGGUUCAAGAUUGCGCUCGAGAAAAGCGAGUUUUUCCUCCCGGAAAUUUCGUUCUUAGGCUAUGUCGUGACACGUGGAGGAUUGCGGCCAGACUCGAGAAAAGUUGCGGCGGUAAAGGAAGCUCCAGUUCCCACGUCACUGAUGCAGGUUCGAGCCUUCUUGGGACGAGCGUCGUAUUACCGGCGCUUCAUCAAGGGCUUUGCCGCGAUUGCACAACCACUAACGAAUCUGUUAUGGAAGGACCAGCCUCUCAGAUGGGACGCGGAGUGCCAGCAGGCCUUUGCAACCCUCAAGGAUGCUCUGGCAACAACCCCUAUUCUGAUUCGACCGGACCCCUCGAAGCAGUUCAUUCUCAUCACGGAUUGGCAACCGGAAGCUAUUUCCGCUAUUUUAGCGCAGAAGGGGAAUGAUGGUCACGAACACGUCAUUGAGUACGCGUCACGAACCGUGCCGGACGAACGAAGGAACGACUCCGCACCUCAAGGCGAAUGCUAUGCAGUGGUCUGGGGAAUCCAGCACUUCCAUCCGUAUCUCUAUGGACAAAAGUCUCGCCUCGUGACGGAUCACGAGCCUCUCCUAGCUUUGAAGAAGCUCACCAACUACACGGGCAUGAUUAGCCGUUGGGCGGUGCGACUACAAGAAUCUGACUUCGAUAUCGUCCAUCGAAAGACAGAGCGACAAGGCAAUGCGGACGGGCUGACACGUCUGCAUCGACCUGCCAAGGUACCCAAGGGCGAGGACAUUACACCGUGGAAAGAGUCGGACGUGACUAACGAGCCAAAGUACGGACAAGUGGCAGUUCUCCCACGUGGCAAGAAGCAAAACGGUAGCGAUGGGUGAUGGAGGUAACCCCACUACCCCUCUUUCUCCCCCUUCCUCCUCGUCUCUCCUCUCCCUGCCUGACAAAGUUUGCUAUUUUUGCGAAGCCAUCUCCCUCGUCUAUUCGGUCUCUAUGCGUCCUAACGGGGAAGGAUAUGCGGAAUGGAUAGAUUGUCGACAGUGUGUCGCACGAGCCCAUGGCUCGUGCAUCCAAUAC